Sabethes cyaneus is the source of this 3154-nucleotide messenger RNA. RefSeq names its product mitoferrin (gene mfrn). Gene Ontology annotation, biological process: iron import into the mitochondrion. Gene Ontology annotation, cellular component: mitochondrial membrane. NCBI's taxonomy places the organism in Eukaryota, Metazoa, Arthropoda, Insecta, Diptera, Culicidae. Gene Ontology annotation, molecular function: ferrous iron transmembrane transporter activity. The coding region runs from base 599 to 1762 and encodes 387 amino acids. The transcript has 3 exons. The record is from RefSeq and is a predicted model, not a curated record.
ACCAUUCACAUUCACAGUUUUGUUCGUCGCUCUGUAGAUCGGAGAGUCUACUUGGUUAGUGUGUCUCGUGCGCAAUAUUAAAAACGCGAAACCUCUUGGUCGUCAGUCCUAUCGUAUGUGUAAAUAUAACACAUUUCGGCCGAGCGAGAGUCCAUUACGUGAUAAGCGAGAGCAAGGAAAAGUAAUUGCCAGGCCAAAAACAUCGUUCCGAGUUCUGAAACUACAUACCACGUUAGCUGAUCGGAAAACAUUGACGACGGAUAUUGGAUAUUGGAAGGGAGAAACCUCAGCAGUGGAAUAGAUUGUCCCCAACUGCGAGCAAAGCUCGGUACACUCAGGGGGAUCCCCUGUUGCGAAGUACAGCUUUGAGCCGAAGACAGUACUGACUCUGGAGACUAUUUGACAAUCGUUCAACUAAUGGUUGAUUGUUUCUGCCCAACGGAGAUGCUGCUAAUCUAGUGCGGCUGCAGCGCUGACACACAACCUUUCGAAAAAAAAUCAUUCAAUUAAACACACAAUCCCGCUUCGCUUCGAAACCGGCGAGCGAACGAAUCAAUCUCUGUGUGUGCAACCGCCGCCAAAGCGAUUGUAUGUUGUCAUGAAUCCUGACGAAUAUGAACAGCUGCCGACGACGAGUGUAGCUACCAACAUGACGGCUGGAGCGAUAGCCGGCAUUAUGGAACACUGCGUAAUGUAUCCGCUGGACUCGGUGAAGACCCGGAUGCAGUCGCUAACGCACAUGCACGCGCACGACACAAUCGUUUCGACGAUGCGCGACAUGGUACGAGCCGAAGGUUUGCUACGACCGUUCCGCGGUGUGAUGGCCGUUGUUGCCGGGGCGGGCCCCGCACAUGCCUUAUACUUCGGAGCGUACGAGUACUCCAAGGAAGCGAUUGGACGCUUCUCGGAUCGCCAUCAGAUCAAUUACAUGAUCUCGGCUGCUCUGGCAACCCUCGUGCACGAUGCUGUCUCCAAUCCAGCCGAUGUGGUCAAACAGAGGCUACAGAUGUAUAACUCGCCUUACAGAUCAAUUAUGCACUGCACACGAGUCGUUUACCAGAUGGAAGGCUUUCGAGCGUUCUACCGAUCAUACUCGACGCAGCUUGUAAUGAACAUACCGUAUUCGGCAAUACAAUUCCCAACCUAUGAAUUUCUGCAGAAGCUGCUCAACAAAGACAAUAACUACAAUCCGCCUGUACAUAUGGUUGCGGGAGGUGCUGCAGGCGCUGCGGCUGCAGCCCUCACAACACCGCUGGACGUUUGUAAGACACUGCUGAAUACGCAAGAAGAUGGUGCUGGUAAAACCAGAGGUCUCCUAGAGGCAGUCAAGAAAAUCUACCAUACAGCAGGACCGCUAGGAUUCUUCAAAGGACUGCAAGCUCGAGUCCUCUACCAGAUGCCAGCUACCGCCAUCUGUUGGUCAACGUACGAAUUCUUCAAGUACAUCCUGAGUGGAGGAACCCGAAACCCGCUAAGGACCAGUUCCUCGGAAAUAGUUUCCACAGCCGAACUGGUUAAAGACGACAAGAAACUGUCCGAUUUACGAUACGUGAUACCUGUCAGUGCCGCCUCGGCUGAAACAUCCCCAAACAGUCUAAUCGUCAGAAGCGGGCCCAGUUCGGGGGGUGAACGUGAAUGUGGUCGCCGCGAACUACCGGCCAUGUCCGGGGCCGGAAUCUACGGAGCAAUGAGCUAUAAUACAAUGCAUUCGAAUGAUGCGAACCACAUCACUGAUCACACUGCGCUACGAAGGACCAACUGAAUGACAAUACCGGCGUUGCAACGACGAGAGACAGGUUGGUUCUGUUGGAAACACUGAUAAAAGCAUAAACUUUUUUUGGUCUAAAUUAGUCUGAACUAGUUAUCGAUUGCAUCCACUAUCGUUUGCCGAAUGGUUUCCACUAAAAUUGAUUGUGAAUUGUCUUGCAAAUGAUAUGAACCCACCUCGUGCAAGAUUUGUUUUCCUUGAAUCCCAGUUAAGCGUUAACGGUUAAGAAACCCUGCCUUCCCUAACGAUUUCGCCCCUUAUCCUUGCUAUAUACCUAUACGAUAUCAUACGGAAAUGUGAUUUAAAAUCAAAUCAUUUGAUUGUAAGUAAAUUACACGCAUUAAUUUAUGCCGGCCCUAUCGUUUAAUGUUCCUUUUAUUUACUUAUUUUACUCGUUUCAACAUCUUUGUGGUAUGUAAAGAAAGCGGCGGCAGUAGAUUUCGCGUCAAGCUAAUCUAAGUGAUUCGUAAUUCGACCAUAAUGCAUCACUGGAGCGGGUGAAUUCAGGUCAUUGGAAGAACCGGUGUUAUGUUAAUGUGUAAAUAUGAGAUGAUCUUUUCGUUUCACACGAAGCGAUCAAACGAAGCAAAUUCUGUUUUGCAUAUCUGGCCAAAGCAGGCAACUUCUUGGACAGUCCUCCUUGAAUUUAUUAUUGAGAGGAUGGUAACCAAACUGCGAGUGGUACUCUAUCGAUGAGAAAACCAUCUAAUAUAUUUUUUUCUUGAAUCGAAAGCUCCUAGUUUUUUAGUUACAUUUCUGGCUAUUUGUUAAUGUUGAAAGUAGUGCGAUAUACGAUUAUUACCACCUUAUUUUAUUAAUCUGUGAAUUCAAUGUAUAAACAAUUUCGUACUGUGCCCCAUUGUCGCCAGCUAUCUGCACAUCGAAAAUAGAAAUAAAUAAGUUGUAGUAGUAGAACCAAUCUUAUUUUUGAAAUCAAAUCAAGCACAAGCCACACGUGCUAUGCUUAGGGAAACCCUUACUUUGUUGGAAUCGGUACUAAGUAUCGUCUCAUGGUAAGAUGCCAUAGGAAUGCUUGAUACCAAAGGAUCAAGAUGUUUUGUUAAACGGCUCCAUAGGAACCAUAACAACAGGAAAAAAAGCGAACAAACAACCUAAACUCAAGAUGAUAAUGUCUUAAACUUCGUUUGAAAGUUCCAUAUCCAUAUGGAGCAGACGAAUGAGAGUAAAAAUUAAGCAAAAACCCUAGAAAAAGUGCACCGUGAAAAGUGUAUGGGCCCAAACAUAAUGUAUCCCUUUUCAAAAAAAAAAACGGAUGCAUUGUGUUUGCGUCUUAUAUGUACAGUUGCGUACGAAGAGAAGGAAAUUUUCAAAUUAAGAAACAACAAUAAAUUCUGUAUAUGAAAAACCGUUAAAGUUACACGUAUA